AUGAUGUUUCAGGAGACCCGUGCCAGGAGCAACGACAAGGCGCGCUGUACACUCCUGCCCAUGAACAUGAAUGAGGAGGACAUGCAGUGCGGGGUUAUUAGGGAACGUUCGAAGGUCGGCUCGAGCUUGGCCGUUGUAGAGCCGAUGUCCAUUGAUCCGGACAUUACCUUCAGUAAUGUUGGUGGCUUGAACGAUGACUUGCGCGUGUUACGAGAGGUGGUUUUUCUGACUCUGCACCACCCUGAAAUUUUCGAGAAAUUUAGAAAAACGGCCCCAAGCGGUGUUCUCUUCUAUGGCCCUCCAGGGACUGGAAAAACAUUGAUGGCCCAAGCUCUCGCAAACGAAUGCAGUCUUGGAGAGAGAAAAGUUACUUUCUUUAUGCCAAAAGGGUGGGUGGGCGAGUCCGAGAGACAGCUUCGACUUCUCUUUGAUCAGGCGUACCAGCUGCGUCCUUCGUUGAUUUUUUUCGACGAUAUAGACGGUCUCGCCCCCGUAACAUCGUCUCGACAAGACCAGAUACACUCGAGCAUCGUGUAUACGUUGCCGUUGCUACGGUUGCUGGUCUGGAUGAAUGGCCUGGAGAUAAUGGUUAUCGGCGCCACGAACAGGAUCGAGGCUAUCAACCCAGCACUCAGGGGGUCUGGGAUGUUUGAUUGUGAACUCUACUUCCCUCUGCCGUCUCUCCAGGCUCUUAAGCACAUGUUAUCCCUGCAAACGAGCCUGUGGCAACCUCCACCAACCGAUUACCUGCUGAAGAACCUGGCAGAUCAGACAUCGGGGUACUGCAGUGCUGACCUCAAGAGUAUGUGCUGCAAGGCCGUCCUUGCCAGUCUACGCAAACAAUACCCGCAAGUCUACGAGUCCACCGUCAAACUUCAGCUCUAUGUCAACUCUUUCGUCUGUUAA
Molecule: messenger RNA, 906 nt
Organism: Hyalella azteca
Lineage: Eukaryota; Metazoa; Arthropoda; Malacostraca; Amphipoda; Hyalellidae
Product: ATPase family AAA domain-containing protein 2
Exons: 7
Coding region: 1-906 (301 amino acids)
Biological process (GO): positive regulation of transcription by RNA polymerase II
Cellular component (GO): nucleus
Molecular function (GO): ATP binding; chromatin binding; histone binding
Source: RefSeq, a predicted model, not a curated record